Bathycoccus prasinos is the source of this 1074-nucleotide messenger RNA. Its product is annotated as cysteine synthase. Gene Ontology annotation, cellular component: cytoplasm. The transcript is spliced from 2 exons. Gene Ontology annotation, molecular function: cysteine synthase activity. The record is from RefSeq and is a predicted model, not a curated record. The coding region runs from base 1 to 1074 and encodes 357 amino acids. Lineage: Eukaryota; Viridiplantae; Chlorophyta; Mamiellophyceae; Mamiellales; Bathycoccaceae.
AUGAUUGCUCGACCAUCAUCGACUUCAUCAUCAUCUCUACUCAAGAAGCAGUAUCGCGCGUCACCGAAGCAGAGGAGCAAGAAAAGCAUCAACGUGACGACGAAUGCGCAAUCUCGAGUGAACAUUGCAGACUCAGUCACGCAGUUGGUCGGAUGCACGCCGAUGGUAUAUUUGAAUAAAGUAACCGAAGGAACGAAAGCAGAAGUCGCGGCGAAAUUGGAAAUCAUGGAACCGUGCUGUUCGGUGAAGGAUAGAAUUGGAUUAGCGAUGAUAAACUCCGCCGAAAGAGAAGGGGCGAUAUCGCCGGGGAAGUCUUUACUCGUGGAACCGACGUCGGGGAACACCGGCAUCGGCUUGGCAUUUAUUGCCGCGGCGAAAGGGUACGAUUUGACUUUAACCAUGCCCGCGUCGAUGUCUUUAGAGAGAAGAAUCUUGUUGAAGGCAUUUGGGGCGAACUUAGUGUUGACAGACCCGGCGAAAGGGAUGAAAGGCGCGGUGAUGAAAGCGGAAGAGAUUGCGAAAGAGAGCAAAGAUUCAGUUAUUUUACAACAGUUUGAGAACCCGGCAAAUCCGCAGGUGCACUUCGAGACGACUGGUCCGGAGAUUUGGGAAGAUACGGCUGGUCAGAUUGAUAUCUUAGUCUGCGGCGUCGGAACUGGCGGGACCAUUACCGGCACCGGGCGUUAUUUGAAAUCGAAAAAUCCAAACAUAAAAAUCGUCGCGGUGGAACCGGCGGAAUCUCCAGUUCUGUCCGGCGGUUCUCCAGGUCCGCAUAAAAUUCAAGGCAUUGGUGCCGGAUUUAUCCCGGGAGUUCUCGAUGUUGACAUCAUCGACGAGGUCAUUCAAAUCGCCUCGGACGAUGCCAUUGAGUGCGCAAAAGAUUUAGCUUUGAAAGAGGGAUUGAUGGUUGGUAUUUCCUCCGGCGCCGCCGCGUUAGCGGCGAUUCAGCUCGCCGGGAGAGAAGAAAACGCUGGAAAAUUAAUUGCUACCGUGUUUCCAUCCUUUGGUGAGAGGUAUUUAUCUUCCGCGUUGUUUGAAACCAUCAGAAAUGAAGCGCAAGCGAUGACUUUUUAA